Molecule: messenger RNA, 276 nt
Organism: Mesorhabditis belari
Lineage: Eukaryota; Metazoa; Nematoda; Chromadorea; Rhabditida; Rhabditidae
Source: the annotation of a GenBank genome assembly
AUGAAAACUGCCGUUUUUGGCGGCCGCGAUUGUGACGAGGGAAUCCACACUCUUCAGGUGGCUGGCCCUCCGUCACUCACUUUCACCCCACCGUCGUCGCUGUCGGCCGGUCAACAGGCUCCGCAUCGCCGCUCGGCCACCAACCCGAGACCGCAUUCAAGACGCGCCAGUCGGAUGCACAAUUAUGUGCUAUGUUGCUUUCGGGGAAUCGCUUUGAAAAAUUCCGAAAGAAGAAGCCGACGCUCACCGUUCUCGUGUCGAACGGAUAUUUUCGGG